AUGUCUUUCAAUGAAUAUUUAAACAAAGCCUAUGGAACUCAAAAGAAAUCGAAGACAACUUCCGAGUCUUCACCGAGUUCCAAUACGAAAUUUGAUAUUAUAGACUCUUCUGAGCACAUUGCUUUUGCAAAUAAUAAGCCUCUGGGAAUCUCCUCAUCGAAUAAAUCUAAAAAGAAGACAGGCUUAUGGAGGAACUUGGACACUAAUGAACUAAUUGAACGUCAGAAUAUUGUUGCAGCUGCGAGUAACCAGGGUGUUGAUAAUUUAAAGAUGUCUCCAGGAACUCGUCCUGGUCUUCAGACAGUUGAUGGUGAUAGUGUGAAAUUUGAAGCCAACAGCUUAAAAGUAAAUACAGAGGCAGAAGAUGUUAUUAAAAACCAGGAACCAGUGUUUAGAGAUCAAAAGGGACUUGAAAUUGACAAUUAUCAGACCUAUAUACAAGAGGAAAAGCGUAGUGAGGAUUUAAAGGAACAGGCAAGGCAGAAAGCGAUUAACGAAAUUAACAUGGGAGACAUUCAAUUAUACCAGCUGAAACAUCCAGGUUGGAAGCCUGCUCAACUUAGGUACAAUGAAACGAAGUUCGAAGAUCCAGUACUGGCUUUUAAGGAAGGUGAUACCUCAGAACAUCGGCAGUUGUCACCUUUAGGAAGGAAACUUUACAAUGGAAUAUAUCCUGAUAAUAGAUUUGGAAUUUGUCCUGGCUGGAGGUGGGAUGGCGUUGAUAGAUCAACUGGAUUUGAGACGAAAUGGUUUUCCAAGCAAAAUGAGAUUAACGAAAGAAGGAUCCAAUCUUUCACUAGACAACAGGAUUUCUAG
Eremothecium cymbalariae DBVPG#7215 is the source of this 816-nucleotide messenger RNA. RefSeq names its product Bud13p (gene BUD13). The record is from RefSeq and is a predicted model, not a curated record. The coding region runs from base 1 to 816 and encodes 271 amino acids. Gene Ontology annotation, biological process: mRNA splicing, via spliceosome. Gene Ontology annotation, cellular component: U2-type spliceosomal complex; RES complex. Gene Ontology annotation, molecular function: RNA binding. NCBI's taxonomy places the organism in Eukaryota, Fungi, Ascomycota, Saccharomycetes, Saccharomycetales, Saccharomycetaceae. The transcript has a single exon.